This is a messenger RNA of Nyctereutes procyonoides (raccoon dog), 909 nucleotides long. RefSeq names its product peroxisomal trans-2-enoyl-CoA reductase-like. Gene Ontology annotation, molecular function: trans-2-enoyl-CoA reductase (NADPH) activity. The transcript has a single exon. NCBI's taxonomy places the organism in Eukaryota, Metazoa, Chordata, Mammalia, Carnivora, Canidae. Gene Ontology annotation, biological process: phytol metabolic process. Gene Ontology annotation, cellular component: peroxisome. The record is from RefSeq and is a predicted model, not a curated record.
AUGAAGCCAUGGGGCGAGUGCAGGAGCUUCCUGGCUCCCGGCUUGCUGCAGCACCAGCUGGCCAUCGUCACUGGCAGGGCCACGGGCAUCGAGAAGGCCAUCGCCACUGAGCUCCUGCACCUGGGAUGUAAUGUGGUCAUUGCAUCUCGUAAUUUUGAUCGAUUAAAAUCUACUGCAGAUGAACUGAGGGCCAGCCUACCCCCGACCAACCAGGCUCAGGUCACUCCCAUAAAAUGCAACAUUUGCAAAGAAGAGGUGAACAAUUUGGUCAGAUCCACCUUAGAGAUUUAUGGUAAAAUCAACUUUUUGGUAAACAAUGGAGGAGGCCAGUUCAUGGCUUCUAUGGAAAACAUUAAUGCAAAGGGAUGGCAUGCUGUGAUUGAAACCAACCUGACAGGCACCUUCUACAUGUGCAAAGCAGUUUACAACUCCUGGAUGAAAGAGCAUGGAGGAUCUAUUAUCAAUAUUAUUAUCCUUACUAGAAAUGGAUAUCCAGGAUUUACGCAUAGUGAAGCUGCCAGAGCAGGGGUUUACAAGCUCACCAAAUCCAUAGGGGUGGAAUGGGCCAACAGUGGAAUAAGGAUCAACUGUGUUGCCCCUGGAACCAUUUAUUCCCCGAGUGCUGUUGACAACUAUGGUCCUUUGGCAGAAAACGUAUUUGCAGGGUACUUUGAGAAAAUCCCAGCUAAGUGAAUUGGAGUGCCUGAGGAGAUCUCCUUGGUGGUCUGCUUCCUGCUGUCCCCUGCAGCUUCCUUCAUCACUGGACAGUUGGUGAACGUGGACGGGGGCCAAUCUCUGUAUACGCACAUAUUUGACGUACCAGAUCAUGACAACUGGCCUGAUGGAGCAGGGGACAUUUCCUUUGUCAAACAUUUGAAGAAUACUUUCAUGAGUAAAAGCAAGCUCUAA